Messenger RNA from Nelumbo nucifera (sacred lotus), 2454 nucleotides. Its product is annotated as kinase-like protein. NCBI's taxonomy places the organism in Eukaryota, Viridiplantae, Streptophyta, Magnoliopsida, Proteales, Nelumbonaceae. Gene Ontology annotation, molecular function: protein binding. The record is from RefSeq and is a predicted model, not a curated record.
CAAAACAACCUAUAAAAUGGGUUGUAAUUCCUCUCCUCGAUAGUCUUGAUUCAAAAAUGGAGCGGAGCAAAUUCAAAAUCCCUGCUAGCUGCUACUCUCCUCUCUUUGUUCCUUCUUUCAAGAGUUUCAUUACUGCUGCCAUGGCUAAGGCUCACCAUCUCUUCAUCUUAUUACUUCUAACCAUGUUAGCUAUAUCUGUAUCGGCACAAGUGUUUGUAAGCAUAGACUGCGGUUCUACGGAUAGUUACGUGGAUGACAACGGGAUCACCUGGAGCAGCGACGAUCUCUACAUUCAGACCGGCGAGAGCCAAACCGUGCAAACGACUGCUGCUGCUUCUGUCUCCAAGGAGAUGACCACUCUGAGGGUGUUCACGGCUCGCAAGAAGAACUGCUACUCGUUCGGGAGUGCUAAUGGAAAAAGGCAUCUUGUGCGCGCAAGCUUCUACUAUGGAAACUACGACAAGAAAUCCUCCCCUCCGACCUUCGAUCUCCAUUUGGACGGCAACCUCUGGGCCACCGUGUUGACGACGGCGAGCAGCAUUAACCCGAUUUAUUACGAAGCAAUAUAUGUUCCCAAGGGGGAUACCAUAAGUGUGUGUCUGGCUCAGACCCAGCCCAAUCAGUUUCCCUUCAUAUCGGCACUUGAAGUUAGGGAGUUGGGUUCAGAAAUGUACAGUCACGUCAAUUCAAAUCAUGCCUUGUUCUUGAGAGGGAGAACUGCUUAUGGAGCCACCGAUAUCAUAAGCUCUCCAGAUGACUUAUACGAUCGUAUUUGGGUUCCAGCCAAGCUUGCUACUGGUUUGAAUAAUGUUACGAAUGAAGCAAUAUUCAUUGCCACCACCGAUGCUGCAGAUGAACCUCCAAAAGCUGUGUUACAGACUGCAGCUACAGAUGCAAACGCAUCUUUCUCCAUUAUCUUAGGCACAAACCUUCCAAAUGCUCAAGUCCCCACCUACAUAAACUGGUACUUUUCCGAGGUGUCUCAGCUGGAUUCUACGCAGAAAAGGUCCUUCCGGGUUUACAUAGACAACACGCCUAUAUCUACCCCCAUAAUUCCUCCUUUGGAGAGUGUCACUGAGAUAUUCAUCGGCAAUAUAACUGCUUCUUCAAACACUUCGGUUUCUUUGGUACCCACUUCCGACUCCACACUUCCUCCACUGAUAAAUGCCAUGGAGGUCUUUCAAAUUAGCGAUCCACUGACUGAUGGAACCAAUAGCAAAGAUGUGGAAGGAUUGGCCCAGUUGCAAACUCAAUUUGACGUACUCCAGGGGUGGAGCAGUGAUCCUUGUCUUCCUGCAACGUUUAGCUGGGACUGGGUUACUUGUAGCUCUGAUGACAGGCCUCGCAUAACAGCACUGAAUCUCGGUAGUUUUGAUCUGAUCGGGUUUCUUCCAGAUUUCAGUUCCAUGGAUGCACUAGUAACCAUAGAUUUGCACAACAACAGCUUGACUGGAGAAAUCCCUGCUUUCCUAGGGACCUUCCCCAACCUCAAAGAGCUUAACUUGGCAGAUAAUGAAUUCAGUGGGUCCAUACCUUCUUCAUUGUCUAAGAAUAGCAAAUUAAAGUUGGUUGUGUCAGGCAAUAAGGACUUGUGUGUCUCCGGCCGGUCAUGUCAGACUUCCGGCAUCGACACCUCUACUGGGAGCUCAGGCAGCAGCAAGAAGAGUAAACUACCGGUAAUUCUUGGGGCCACAAUCCCAGCUGUCGUCAUUUUCUGGGUGAUUGUAGGAGUUCUGGCUAUCUUGCACCACAAGAGAAAGGCCGCUGCUGUAGCAGGAAUGACUACAGCUCUUGAUGCUGGAAGCACACCACAAUCCAUGUGGUCAAAACCUCACGUGGAUUGGUUGAAGACUAAUAUUGAUGGGGCAAUGAGAGAUAAUAAGGCGAGUGGUGCUAUUGUUAAUGGGAUCAUAAUGGGAGUCAUGCAUAUUCUCUUGUUGUUUCCCUCCCUUGUGAUUCGCCUAUUGGGGUGGAAAGCCUGGGCCUUUUUCCAUGAAACCCAGAUUUCCUACUCACUUUUCCUAUCCAUUCUCUAUUUGUCGUGAAUUGCAGCCACACAUCUCUCAACCCAUAAUAGAGAUGUAUGGCUGCAAUUCACGGCGGGUAGAAAAAGUGAGUAGUAAAUCCCGUUUUUUUGCAUGGUGUUAAGUUUACAACCGACUUGCAAUUGAACUCAGUAGCUUUUAAGGGCGAUGCUAAACAAAUUAUUGAACUCUUGUUGGUGAAUUCUUCUCUACCGUGCUGUAUCAACCGAUCGUUAUUGCUUAUUGUAGGAAUUUGUUAUCUCGCUUAUAUUCUUUUUCAGUUUCUCAUGUUAAGUGGCAAGCAAUUAUAGCUGCCCAUAAAGUCUCUAGAAUGGCCAUUGGUUGUAAUUCUAUAGUCUCUAGGCCGAUUUGUCUAGAUUUUUUGGAAGCCAUUGUAUCUUCUAAUAUUGGAAACUGAAAUGAAUGAAAG